This is a messenger RNA of Stegostoma tigrinum, 6253 nucleotides long. RefSeq names its product tumor necrosis factor, alpha-induced protein 3 (gene tnfaip3). The transcript has 9 exons. The record is from RefSeq and is a predicted model, not a curated record. Gene Ontology annotation, cellular component: nucleus; cytoplasm. Gene Ontology annotation, biological process: protein deubiquitination involved in ubiquitin-dependent protein catabolic process; cell migration; cytoskeleton organization. NCBI's taxonomy places the organism in Eukaryota, Metazoa, Chordata, Chondrichthyes, Orectolobiformes, Stegostomatidae. The coding region runs from base 267 to 2816 and encodes 849 amino acids. Gene Ontology annotation, molecular function: K63-linked polyubiquitin modification-dependent protein binding; zinc ion binding; cysteine-type deubiquitinase activity.
GCAAAGUCUGGUUGGAAAUCCCCGCUGGAAAGUCCCGGCGUGGUUUCCCUUUUCAUCUCGUUCAGUUUCUGUCUUCUGACUUUCGCCAAGGGAGGGGAGAUAGAGAGAGAAAAAAAGUGUCUGCAAACCGAACUCAUUGUAAUGCGAGUGUAGCCCAGAGCCUGCAGUAGCUUUGCAGUUUAAGACGAGAGAAGAAGGGGGUUCCGCACACUAAGGCCAGAGCGAGACUGGUUUGAAAACCCAUAUAACAGGGGCUGCUGUGGAAGAUGGCAGCUGAAGGCAGUUUGUUGCCUCAGUUUCUCUUCGCCAGUAACUUGACUAAGACGGUGAGGCUCAGGGAGAGGAUCGCCAAUGACUUAGUCAGACCGGACUGCACCAAUGGUUUGAUACACCAUUUCAGGAGCCUUCACAGAUACACGGUGGAGCUGUUCCGAUUGAGUCAUUUCAACCUUCGUUUCAGGACUAAAAUCCAAGACGCUCUGUUUGACAAGGCCCAAGAGGCUGCCCUUCAGCAAAACAGGAACCUUAACUGGUGCAGAGAGGUCAAGAAACUUGUGCCUCUGAAGACAAACGGUGAUGGAAACUGUUUGUUGCAUGCCACAUCCCAAUUUAUGUGGGGAGUUCAGGACAUUGACCCUAUCCUUCGGAGAACACUAUGGGAAGCUCUAAAAGAAACAGACACCAGAAAUUUCAAAUUACGGUGGCAGAAUGAAUGUGUCCGAUCACAAGAAUUUGAAGCCACAGGCCUCCAGUAUGACACCAAGAACUGGGAUGAAGAAUGGGAGAAAGUGGUGAAAAUGUCAUUUGUAGGUUCACAUCUAGGCCAGCCUGGGCUACCUUUCGAUUCACUAGAGGAAAUCCACAUCUUUGUUCUUGCCAAUAUCCUUAAAAGACCAAUAAUUGUUAUUGCUGACAGGGUGCUGAGAAGCUUUGGUACCAACUCGAGCUUGGCUCCCUUGCAUUUCGGAGGAAUUUACCUGCCGCUGCAUUGGCCACCACAAGAAUGCUAUAAAUAUCCCAUAGUAUUGGGCUAUGACGUGCAACAUUUUUCUCCACUUGUUACCAUCAAUGACAGGAGCCCAGAAAUUCGUGCUGUUCCAUUGGUUCACAAUGAAAGAAGACGAUUUGAAGAGUUCACAGUGCACUUUCUAAUACCGAAAGAGGAGGAAAAUAAAGCCAAACUGCUAGAGGAGUACUUCAAUCUUAUUGAAAUACCCGUCCAGGGUCUGGAGUUUGGUACCACUCAUUUAAUUAAAGCUGCGAGGUUGGAUGAAGGCAACCUUCCAGAAGACUUGAAUUUAGUGGAAGAUUACUACCAGCUGGUGAAUCAUGAAUACAAGAGAUGGCAGCAGAAUCCAGCUGAGAGCAAUAGGCCUGCUCGUAACCAGAUCCGAAUGAAUAAUGCUGCCUAUCUUGGGUCUCUCAUUGAAGAAAAAUGUGCCACGUACGGAUGCCUUUUCUACUGUUCUGUAGAGACAAAACCGUAUUGCCAUGAGUGUUUUGAGCAGGCAAAGAGCACGAAGAUGGACAGCAACAUGAAAAAUCGUGAGCAGCAGCAGAAAAAGAAAGGGUGCUGCCCUCCUCGGACUGAGCUGGUUAUCACUGCGACCACACCUACAGAACCAGAACGAUCAUCUCGACCACGUUCGGCACCGCCAACAGCUCCUAGUCUUUCUCUCUUCAGUGAAACAAAUGCCAUGAAAUGCAAGGUUCCCAAUUGCCCUUUCACAUUAAAUGUGCAGCACAAUGGACUAUGCGAGCGGUGCUUUAAGACCAGGAGAGCUGUGCCAGGCAACACGAUGGAUAAUAGAACUGCUGAGGUGAGAAUGCCUUGUCACAGAGAGUCCAGCUCAGAGAGAGUGGGUUCAACCUGGGACAAUACCAGGACUAAACAAGGUGCUGGUAACCUGUUGCAUCAGGAGCACAGUCAGUGUGACAGAUGUCACCAGGACACUCUGCAAACAAUUAACGGAUUGUGUAAUAUGUGCUUGUUGAGGACAUUUCAAGGAAAUACUUCAUCUUCCCAUGAGGACUCUAGCUCUUUCCGUUCGGGCCAUGAGAGGUCACAUUCAGACCCAAGCCAGAUUAUAAGGAAUAUGGGUCACCUCUCAAUGCCUGAUCAAUAUCAGGCCUCUCAUGUAUGGACUUCCACUGCUGGGCCACAUGUUCCUCAAAACACCCAGAAGGGCCGAGCCACCUACAUCCCUGAGGAACUGAAAGAAGGUUUCCAACCAUGUAAGAAUUCUGGGUGCCACUAUUUUGGAACAAAAGAGCAUGAGGGUUAUUGCACCAUCUGCUUUAUUGAAUAUAGAAGAAACCUGGAUGAAACCGUUAAUCAGAACAGAAUACAAAGGAACAUGCAACCUUCUCACCGGCCACCUCCAGCUGAUCACCGAUUCCAGAACAUGGCUAGUUGUCGGGGUCAAGACUGCAACACAUUUGGAAAUAGUCAUUUUGAAGGAUAUUGCCAAAAAUGCUUCAUAGAUACACAGUAUCAGAGAUACAAUGAAGCAACAGGAUCUAGAGGCCAUUCCAGCUCUAAUGCGUCACAACAUCGACCUUCCGACCACAGUGAGUUGAGGAGCCAGAGGACUAAAUGUGCAAGAAAUUAUUGUAACAACUAUGUAACAUCCAGUGACAGUGAACUUUGUUUAGAAUGUCGGCGUAACAAUCGUGGCACCAUCCGGGAUCCUCUCCUAAGUCACCCACCAAAGCAGCGUUGCCACGCUACUGGCUGUGACCAUUUUGGCAAUAAUAAAUGCAACGGGUAUUGCAAUGAAUGCUAUGCUUUCAUUACCACUUAUGGAAGAAAAUAGAUUUCAGUCCAAAUAGUAAAAGCGGAGGAUUUUCUGCACAAGGAUAAAUUGUUUUUGGUACCACUCUGAAAGCGUGAGCAUUCAGUCUCAGAUGGAUAUUCCAGUGCAGAAAAUAAGGCUUUGUAAAUAUUUUCUAUAUGUUUGAUUUGUAAAUUUAUUUAUUACAUUCAUAAUUUGUUUUUAUAUUAACCUUUACUGUUUGGUAAACUGUAAAACAAGCUAUAAUUUCACUAUUUUAUGGUAACUGUAAUACAUGUCUUGAAUAUAACUCUAAUAAUUGUGUUAGGGAAAAAUAACCCUAAAAUAAAUUAUUUUCAAAAUCUGUAUGUAUAAGCAAAUUUAUUUUAUAGCUUCAGCUGGUGUGUCUAUAAUAUAGAUUUUCUUAUACAAGAAUAAAAACUGAUAUUACUACAGAUGAUCCCAAAAGUUUACAACACUUAAACUGCACUAAUCUCUUUUCUCAGUUUAUUUCCAUAGAGUGCCAAUUUGAGUAUGUUUAUGGAAAGACUAAAUCUUGUGGCCUAAUUUUGAAAGUGUCAUGAUGCAUUUGUAUAAGAGGAUUUCCUUAUUUGUAUUGUCUGAAUAUCUUGGCAUAAGUUAGGCAUAAAAUCAGAAAUGUACAGUUCUUGUAAAAUAGGAAAUGCUUCUUUGUAGUUCCUUGUUCAUCAAGCACUAAAGAAUAAUGUGAAGAGUUACAGGAAGAAAAAUAAUAGUGGAGGUUUAACUAGUUCAAAGUUUUGUAUUAGCUAUUUUAUACCCAUACUUCUAUAUUUUUACUUGAUAGUAGUCUGAGUAAUUGGCAUAAAUGUAUUUUAAAACAUGCAGAGUUUAUGAAGAGAAGUUUUAUGGCCUGUUGAGUUAAGUGUGCCACAAUAUCCGUUGUCUCACAUUUUCUGUGCCAAAAUGUAGCCUGACUUUCAGGUCAUAGCUGCAUUAAUAUUUCUAUCAAAUGGGUGAUAGAAAGUACUUUUUUAUUGAAAAAGUAAAUUGCAGUUGUAGCCGUAGCCCUAAAGAGUGCAACACAUUCAGUGAGAUAAGUCUCCAAUUCCUACUUUUUUAUUCUUCACUGUAGAGAACAGGGAAUAGAGGAGAGGGGAAUUGAACCCCUGCUCCAUUAGUGUAUUUGCUGAUACUUCAAUUUUAUCUCUGCUGCUAGUCUUAACCCACUUUAAACAAGCAUUUGUUUUCCAAGCUAAACUAUGAUGCAAAUAGCUUCUUUCUUCUUCCAACUCUCAAUCCCGUUCUUAUUGCAAGGUAGUUCACAGCACAAUGAUUCCCCCAUAAUUCAGCACUAAAUUGACUAUUUUGCUAAGAAAUGAGAAAAGAGCGUUGCUAUGCUAAGUGAACCAAAUGAUUCUUGGUUUAAUUGAUCCACUUUUUGAAAGUCAGGCUAAGGGACAUUGCAGAGUGGAGUGUUGUAAUUUUUAAUUAAAAAUUUAACUUGCUCUUCAUUCUUAGGUAUAGAUCAGGGUCAGGCAAUUUAGCAAUUGAGGCAAUUGCGACUACUCCAUCAUUUAAUAUGGUUCUGGAUAAUCCCAUCUCGCCCUCAACUCCACUUUCCUCUCCACUCCGUAACCCUCCAACAAAUUAUCAAUUAAAAGCCCAACUCUCUCUCUUGCUUAAAUUUACUCAAUGGUUCAGCAUCUGCUGCUCUCUGGAGUAGUGAAUUCUUCAUUCACAACUGUUUGAGAUAAAUAAUUUCUCUGCGUUUCUGUUUUAAACCUGCUAUCCCUUAUUCUAAAACUGUGACCUGGAAAUGACUAAUAUUGAUGUAUAUUGAGGCUGAAAGCUGUUUGUCUCCCAAAACAUGUGGCCAACCAGUCAGCAAUGCAGAUUGGUGACUGCAGGAUGCCCACAUUCUGUCUGCAAAAAAGAUUCUGAGCUUCCUGUUGCCUGCCACUUGAACACACCAGUGUUCCCUGGUCAACAUCUCUGUUUUGGGCUUGCUGUAGAAAUCCAGUGAAGCUUAGCUCAAGCUAGAAGAGCAGCAUUUUAUUUUCCACUCUGGGAGCCUGCAAUCUUCAGGACUCCACAUUGAGUUCAAUAAUUUUAAGGCCUGAGCAACUUUUUCCCCCUGUCCUUACCCCAGCCCUCUCACCAGGUAUUAUCAUCAUUUGCACUGUUAACAUAGCCAACCAGUGCAGCCAUUGAUUGUCCCAGGCUGACCGUUACCCAUUCCUUUUUCUGCUGAACUGUUGUUCUCUCUCGGUUACAUCUCUACAUUUUGUUUAUAUAUACCCAUCUUUUUCCUAGCUACAAUCAGUCCUGAAGACAGGACACUGGACCUGAAACAUUAACUCUGCUUUCUCUCCAUUAAUGUUGCCAAACUUUCUGAGAUUUUCCAACAAUUUCUGUCCGUUUUUCUGAUUUUUGUUAGCAUCCACAGCUUUUUUGCAUUGACUCUAUGCUGUAAUUGAUGUGUAUCUAAUGUCAUUAAAAACUGGAAAAAUGUGUUCUGUUCCACAAUAAACACACCACCCUAAAUAUUGACAUUCAUCAAGAUGUAUGUUGUUUGGCAUGAGUAAUAUAGAGAACACCAUCUCAAUAAAAUUAAUGUUAAUCAAAGUUUGCAGUUCAGACUUUUAACUGCCAGAAAGUUCAUGCCUCUUUUAUUUUUGAAAAGGCAGAUAAUUCAGGGAAUUAGUUAUUUCCUACUCAGGAUAGAAAAAACAAGAAAUUGAAAAUACAUGAGAGAAUAUCAUAAGAAUUGAAUGGCUAAACAUAUUAGGAUAUUCAACAGAAACAACUUCACUCAAAGUGCGGUAAGAAUGUGAAAUGGGAAACAGGAUAUAUACCAUAUCUUCCUGCCUGCCUUUAUCAGAGUGCACGUUAUCUUCAACAUAAACUGUCAAAGAAAAUGAGAGACUAUGAAACCAAGUUGUAAUACAGACUGUAUGGACGACAGUGAUUUAAGAAAGCAGAUUAUUGCUACCUCAACAACGUUGUGGGAGGGUCCUGUUGUACAAUAACAUUAGUCUGAAUAUCCAGCAGUUUUAGUUACAAACUAAGAGGAAAAGAUUGGUUUUCAUUUCCCUGUGUAAAUGUUUGAUAUAUUUAAAUACCUGUAGGUUGAGUAAGCCGACUUAAAAUGUGAAUGAUGCAGCAUUCAAUAAAAUCAUGCAACUACCGUUUUAAAGGAGCUGUUAAGGUGAACGUAGACAAAUUUAAUGGAAAGCCACACAAGCAGAUUAAGGAGAAAGAAUAGAUUGUUAUAUCGAUAGGGUUAGUUACAGGCUUAUGCACAGCAUAGACCUGUUGGCCUGACUGAAAUCUUCCUGUGCCUUAAGCUUUAUCUCUAUAAUAUUUCUAAAAUGACAAAUUAAGGAGGAAAAUAUUUUUCUCAAUUGAAACAAUUCAAAACAGCAUUGGUUGAUUUUUGGCAUGUUUAACCUUGAGAUUUAAGGUGCAUUUUAAAAUGCUCAGUCGGGCAGUAAUUG